AUGACGUCUUUUAGCGAUUCCACAAAUUUGCAUACUAGGAACAGCAGCCAAACUUCCUUAGGUUCAUCAUCUGCAGUUCAUCAUCAUCACCACCAUCACCAUUACUAUCAUUAUGGUAACCCUUCUGGUACUUUAAAUAAUGCUAAUAAUAGCAAUUUAAAUAGUAGCAGUAGUGAUAUCAAUAUUAACCGUGUGGAGAACGAUAAUAAUGAUAAUUUGGAUGGUACUACUGAAAAUAUUAUACUGAACUCUUCGAAUGUCAGUAACAACACUAAUAGCAACAACAACAAUAACAACAACAACAAUAAGAAAAAAUCGUUACCGUUUAUGAAAGUUUAUGCUUCAAUGAAAACUUUAUCUUUAAGCCAUUUAACAGCAAAGCAACAUCUAUUAAUGGCAAUAUGUAGGGAUUUCUCCUUGUUGUUACCAAUAAUAUACUUCUGCAAUUCUUUGAAAAAAGCUUGGGAAGUUUCUUCAAAUUCAAAGAAAUCUAUACAUAUAUAUGAUAUUCAAUCAAUAACAGAAAUGUUAUCUCUUUUAUGGCAAACAUAUAUGGUUAACAAUGAUUCCAAUAAUAAAUCAUCAUCUUCCUUUUCAUCUUCAUCUUCCUCAACAACACAUUUAAGCUCCCCAGUUUCAAAUACAUUGAACAGAUUAGGAAAAGAUUUAGGUCGUGAAAACCUAGUAUUGGAUUCUAUCACAAGAGCAAGCUCAUCAGAAUAUAUUUUGUGUGCCUUAUGGUGCCUGGUUUCACUGUACCUGACUUAUUCCAUUUUAGAUUCUUUAAUGGUACGUUGGAUUGUCAAAUACUCAACUGUCGCAGCUAUUCUAAGAAUGUUUUCUAUGUCUAUUUUAUUAGUAACCUUGGAAUUAGUGCUACUAUCUUCGUUUUCACCACAGAGUGAUUAUUACUUACAUACCUGGAUUUUGAUUAGUUGUAUAUUAACCGCUGCCUUUAUUUGGCAGAGCUACCUCUCUUCAAAUUUAAACUAUGUUAGUGAAGACGAUGACGAUGAGGAAGAUGAAUUAAUAUUAAGGAAAUAUGAUGGGAGAGCAUAUCGUGUAAAUAAUAAUAGUGCUGAAAGUACAAUCCGUCCCACAUCUAGUGACUCAGUAAGUACAGAUAACUCAACUAUGACUUCAAGGGAAAGGAAAAGAAGGAAGAAGUCUUUAAAAUCCUUUAAAUUUACUAAGAAAAGAACUAUAGACUUAUACAAUAUAACAGUGUUUUGUGUUGUACCUGUUGGCUUGGCAAGUUUCAUAACUAUGGUAGGAUUGUUAAGAAAUUUAUUCAUUCAGAGGUUAGAUGUAGAACAAAUUACUUUAUUAAUCCAAAAUUCUUACAGAUCAUAA
Molecule: messenger RNA, 1353 nt
Organism: Vanderwaltozyma polyspora DSM 70294
Lineage: Eukaryota; Fungi; Ascomycota; Saccharomycetes; Saccharomycetales; Saccharomycetaceae
Gene: EOS1
Product: Eos1p
Exons: 1
Coding region: 1-1353 (450 amino acids)
Biological process (GO): protein N-linked glycosylation; cellular response to oxidative stress
Cellular component (GO): endoplasmic reticulum membrane
Source: RefSeq, a predicted model, not a curated record